This is a messenger RNA of Melanaphis sacchari, 1869 nucleotides long. RefSeq lists its product as uncharacterized. The record is from RefSeq and is a predicted model, not a curated record. The transcript has 6 exons. The coding region runs from base 375 to 1292 and encodes 305 amino acids. NCBI's taxonomy places the organism in Eukaryota, Metazoa, Arthropoda, Insecta, Hemiptera, Aphididae.
UUGCUAACGCCGCCGUUGCUGCUUCAGUCAGUACCACGUCGUCGGUCGUACAGAAAGCGCAAACGUUGACGCCGACUAGAGAGACCGUACGUAACCGAACACGAUUGCGUUCACACAUGCACACACCCACACACCACACUGGAUAACGUGGCACACCGUCUUCGCGAUUUAGUUUUGUUUAUCGUUAUUUGUUUUUUUCCGUCUCUGUUUUUGAUUAUAUUCCGCACAACCGUACGUAAAGGUAACCAAACACCCGGUUUAUGGUGGUCACGUUCGUUAUUGUAAUAAUAUAGUGUUAACGCGUCCCGUCCGGUGUCUAUCGCGGCAACCGAACACUCGAGAGGUGUCGGCCGUGCGCAAACCAACCGCCUCGGAUGGAGCCGCCUCGAACGACCCCGACGGUCAGGAGACCUCGGGCUGUCGCUUUAAUUUGUCUGAUCGCAGUACUGUUGGCUCUGAUUUCGGACGCAGUGUUUGGUCUGAAAGGUGUUCGAAUUUGGAACCCCGAAGCUAUCCGAGCAGGCGAGUUAUUGCGUCUUUCUUGUGACUAUGACCUUGAGGGUGUGCCACUGUAUUCAAUAAAAUGGUACUUUGGCGAUCAAGAAUUUUACAGAUAUGUACCAAAAGAGUCACCACCAACCAGGGUUUUCCCGCUUUCUGGUACCACUUCGGUUGAUAUAUCCGAAUCAGAUGACCACUCAGUCACACUGACUAACCUGCCUCGGGACAUGUCAGGUCACUAUAAAUGCGAAGUUUCCACGGACGCUCCACUUUUUCAUACGCAAAUCAAAGAGUCAUACAUAACUAUAAUUGAAGAACCACAGACACAACCACUCAUGUUUGCUGGUAAACUCAAAUACAUCAAGGACGAACCGGUAAAAAUAAAUUGCACUUCUUACUCGGCAUUCCCAGCCACCAAUCUCACAUGGUUCAUAAAUGAUAAAAAGGUAACAAAUUCAACAAAAUUCGCCAAGACGACGACUUGGGUUACAGCCGAAGAUGACGGGCUACAAACCAGCAGAUCACGACUAGAGCUUACAACCCACGGCGCGUACUUUCCAGGUGGUCGGAUGACGGUCCGUUGUGAGUCCAAUCAAUUUCUGUUGUACAAAAAGUAUUCAGUUAUUGAGCUGAUGGAUGACUCGCCCAGAUUGGCCCAGAUGAUUAGUCCCACUACAGUGCCAAGACCGGGUGGACCGCAGGCGAGUUCAGCUGAUCGUUUCACUACCGGACGUGUGUGCGUAUUGAUUGCCUAUUUAGUCAAUCGAAUAGCACCAUCACUAUUAAGAUAGCUUUACGAUUCUUACACACAAUAGCCAAACACCCCGACAUUAUUAUUAUUACGUCAUGUUGUAAUAGACGAUAUAAUUUUGUCAUUAUUGUCGAUGUAUUUGAUAAAUAUUCUACAAGAGUAAUGAUUUUAUAUAUUAUGAUUGUAAUAUAUAUGAACACGGUCGAUCAUUUGCGAUGUUAUUAUGUUUGUAUCGGAGCGGAUGCCUCGAAGGUCGCGUGGAUUGAACUUGAUUCUACUCAACCAUACCAAUCUAAAGUAUAUUAAUUAUUUGUUCAAAAUGUUUUCUUCUCUUUCACAGCGUGAUUGAACUAAAGCAAGGCCAAGCGCUGAAGCGAUAGCAAGCUUUCGCCUCCCAUCUAUCACCCACCUUAUCCAUUUUCUGUAAUAAAAAUAAAUACGAAAAACCAUACAUUUCUCUAUACCAAAAAUCAUACGAUAUAAACAUAAUAAUACGUUAUUGCAAAAAUAUUAUACUGUAUUACGAUUUAAAUAUUUAAUAUAGGAUCAAACCGCAAUAUUGUAUUUUCCAAGAAAUCGUUUAAUUGUAUAACAGUAUAUAUUAUAUAAUACAUAUA